AUGACAAAGAAAAAGAAGGGUGGGAAGACCCACGAUGCGUUACUAAAUCAAAACGGUUUUGAACAUACUGACCAUGAUAACGAUCUUUCCAACCAUAAUGGCGUGGAACAAAAGAUCAAUGAUGAUAAUAUAAAAAAGUGGAAGAACAUGAGUGUUCGAGCAUUCUGGACUUUCAUCAUGAUUGGUGGUUUUUUCAUUUGUUUGGCUUUGGGACAUUCAAUGGUCGUUAUUCUUGUGGUGAUCAUUCAAACAUUGGUAUUUAAAGAAGUCAUCGCUCUAACACAUGUACCGA
Racocetra persica is the source of this 292-nucleotide messenger RNA. Lineage: Eukaryota; Fungi; Glomeromycota; Glomeromycetes; Diversisporales; Gigasporaceae. The record is from the annotation of a GenBank genome assembly.